Caenorhabditis auriculariae is the source of this 2326-nucleotide messenger RNA. The record is from the annotation of a GenBank genome assembly. NCBI's taxonomy places the organism in Eukaryota, Metazoa, Nematoda, Chromadorea, Rhabditida, Rhabditidae.
AUGGAAGCCAAUUCUAAGCUGGUGAUGUUCGCUGUCAACGAGAACCACCUCGUCGCUUUCCUUAUCUUCGUGGUGGGUUUUGGAUGAAUUAAUAAGUAUUUAUUAUUCCAGGUGUCCUUUGUUGGCUUGUUGGCCAACGCUACGGUUGCUUUGUUCAGUUCCACACUUGGGUCUCUUCAGAACUCUUUCGGAAGACUAUCAGCCAGCCAAGCUAUCGGGGAAGGGAUUUUGACGGGCCUUUUUUGUUUCUUCUAUGUUCCGACGGUGUUUUUGUGAGUUUUCAAGUAACGCAGAAGCAAAUCUUUUGCGUAAGGAGAUGAGCAGAAGAAUGAGCUUGAAAUUUGGUUAUUCUGUUAGAGGAUAGAAAGUAAAUUAGUUCCGGAGUUUCAUCACCGACGCUUACAAAUAUUGAAGAAGGCGGUUGAAAAAGAAUUUUAAAGUAUUUUCGAAAAGAAAAAAGGCAAAAACUACUUGAAAAUAAUUACGGUUUUUAUGAAGACUAACUUUUAACAAAAUUAAUAUUCCAGUCCUUCUGAAAAAAAUGACGUCAUUUCUCUUCAUUUUCAGCAGUCUGACGUCUUGGCAAGAAGUCUCUACGUAUUGUGGCGUUGUCCUUCUUUUCUGCUACGAUGUCUGUAUCUAUUGCCAUUUAUUUAUCUCUCUCAACCGUCUGACCGCCAUUUGUUUCCCCAUUCGUUAUGACCAGAUCUUCAGGUAACUUUAAACUCAUAAAAUUAAAGAGCCUUUGAAUAAUUAAGUAUCCGCACCACGACCGUAUACAUUGUCAUAGCCUACGUCCUUGCUGCUUCUUCCAGCUUUUACGUUCAUUAUUUAAGUAAGUGCAAAUCUGGGUCACACGACUUGAAAUUUCACCGAACGACAUUCCGCUGUUCCGCUGCGUGCGGUCGCGAAGCGUCUGCGCUUCAAGAAUGUCGGUGGCGCUUCCUUCUUUUAUUUCAUUCCAGUAUUUGAUUUUCCGUGUUCCCAGUGGAACAGUCUAUACACCAGCAAUGACAAGGCUCGCAAAGACAAAAAGCGGAACCACGGAAUGUCGUUCUAUGAAAUUUCAACUUGUGGCACACGAACUUUAAACAAUGUUAAAAUGAUGGAAAACUUUCUAGACCACUGCGAAUUCGCAAUGACCGGCCUUGGAUGGAUUUUCAUGUUCGAAACGAAUCCGAUUUGUGGGGAUUUGAGCUUGAAAUUCAACGGUUUCAAGGACAUUCUCGUUGUUUCGAUCAUUGCUGUUGUGGAUGUUAUUACGCUGUUGGCGAUCCAUCUUACUAGAAAAGUGAGCCUUGAAUUUUAGAUUUUCCAAAAUUGAGGAUUACUUUUAAUUUCAACAAGGGAACUUGGAUUUUUUCGAAACAAAAAAAUUUUUAAAUUUUUAAAGCUGAAAAUUGAGGAUAAAGAAGUCAACAGCGUAAUUUGCUCAGAAAAUUGUGAGUGAAUAAGUUCUAAAGAGCCCAAUUUUUUUACCCACUUAUGGACUGUAGUUUGUAAAGGUAUAUUAGAUUAGAGCUAUAAAUUUUUUUAUCGAUUUUUUUCGAAUUUUCAUCGAUUCGGAUUGAAAAAAUGUGUCUCUUUGCAACAAUUUUUCAAAAAUUUUUUUUCUACCGAUAAUGUUCCUUUUAAACUGUCGGUCUUGAAAAACUAACUCUGGAAGAUUGAAAAAUUAUAAACUUUUUCCUUUUUUUUCAGUCAGUCGCGGGCAAUAGCAACAGUCAACGACAGCGUCAGCGUGAAAUCGCGUUUGUAAAACAGGUUUUUUCUUUUUACCAGAUUUUUCUAAUUUUAAAUGUCGCUCAUAAAAUGAAAAACUUUCCAGGCAAUCCUACAAGGCGUCGUGUUUGUCACAGAGUUGUUCAGCUACUUUGUUCUACCGAAUUACUUCGAAAAUCGCUGGCUUCUGUUCUUUUCAACGACUUUCGCGUGGAAUAUCGUUCAUUCUGCCGAUCCGUUAGUUUUUCUCGAAUUUGGGUUUUCCACUAUAAAAUUUCUGAGAAAGCCCAAUUGACUAAUUUGAACUGACUUCAGUCUCUCGAAGUUUCAAAGUUUUCCCCGUCAAAUGAAGUUUUCGAGGAGUUUUAAAACAAUUUUCAAAGAAGAUAAGUUGAUUUUUUCAGUCUGAUCAUCAUCCUAUUGAACAAAGAGUUCCGGAAACUCAUCUCCAAGCCUUUCAGCAAACUUUCGUGCUCUUGCAGUAAGUCUCAUAUUGUAAAUUCGAAAUUAUAUUAAUUUUCCAGUUAGUUUCAAGCCAAACUUCGGACGAAUCACAUCCUACAGCGGCGAAACUCAACCAAGGGCAACCAAUACACCAGCCUGA